Molecule: messenger RNA, 5015 nt
Organism: Patiria miniata (bat star)
Lineage: Eukaryota; Metazoa; Echinodermata; Asteroidea; Valvatida; Asterinidae
Product: PAX-interacting protein 1-like
Exons: 19
Coding region: 142-2853 (903 amino acids)
Cellular component (GO): nucleus
Source: RefSeq, a predicted model, not a curated record
CACAACAAAGCCGCGGGAAACCUUUUACAUGUACAUGAUAUUCACUGACACUACCCAUGCUACCGUACCGGGGUGUGGGUACGUUGUGAAUAUUGUGGAUUUUUGCCGUAUUUUGUGUGUGUUUGAUUGACAGUUCUAGCGAUGGCUGAUGAUGACGAAACAACAAGAGCCAAAACGGUCAAAAUGGUCAAGGAAAACAUCUUCCAAGAUGUUAAGUACUAUGUGAUCGGGACCCUCGAUGAUUCGAUUGAAGAGUUGCUACAGGCUGGUGGUGGGAGUCAGGAAUCCUACUUGACAGACAGGGUAACACAUGUGAUAGCAGAGGAAGAUGACCCCCCGGAGAUUAGUGAAGCAAGGGAUCUAUUUGAUCUGCCUGUAAUAUCGCCACUAUGGGUUGAGAUGUCUGUGCGAUGUAGGGUCCUUCUUCCAACUAAGGCUUUCCAACCAGAGAGGUCUCAACUUUUCACCAAUGUGGUAGCAUGCUUCUCACAGAUGUGUGAGUUGGAUCGUGAGGCAUUGUGGGCCAUGGUGACGUUUUAUGGUGGAUCCUGCCAACUGAAUCUCAACAAAUGCUGCACCCAUCUUAUCACUCCUAACUCAGAGGGGGCCAAGUAUGAGUGUGCCCUUCAACAUUCCGACAUCAUUCAAGUAGUCACACCUGACUGGAUCAUUGAUGCAAUCAAUGCCAAGAAAGUACCACACACUAAACCAUACCACCCCAGUUUGCUCCUACCAAAACUACUAGAAACAGACUCUGAGGUUCCCAUGGAAACAGACUCAACGACACUUGGAGAUGAAGGCAACCAAUCACAGGAAAUGUCCCAGGACAAAGUAAAGACGACCCAAGAUGCACCGGGGCAACUGCUGGUUUAUGGUACUCCACAGAAGCAAGCCAUGAAGGCUGUCUUCAAGAUGAAAGCCCCAUGGCAACAAGAACUACCUCCAAUGCCUGAACUUCCUCCCUUGAUUGACAAUGUUCAGCCUACAGUGUCACACCAUAAACACAAGAAGGAAAAGAAGAAAAAGAAGAAAAAGAACAAAGACAAGGAUAAAAGUCGUAAAGACAAAAAGAAAGACAAGCAUUCCCACGAGCGACACACAGGCACGGCAAGCCCAAGCAGUAGUAGCACUAUCACUGAACCGAGUAGCAACAGCCCAAUGUCCCAUUCCUUGCCAAGAACACUGCGAAACAUCACUAAUGGGGUUGAUGCGUUCAUGCCAGCGGUGCCUCAGGAGAAGCGACAAAUGUCGCAGGUCCUGAGCGCGAUCGCUGGAAUGGCGUCGCAGCAGCAGACACGUAACGAGAUGAUGCAUGCAAACAUGCCAUUGGCAGAGCAGAAAAAAUACUAUGGACAUGAUCCCACAUACACAUUGGCCGGUGAAAAUUGUCUUCUUGGAUGUAUCUUCCUUAUUAUCGAGUAUCCACAACUUCUAGGACCUCAUUACAUAGCAACCUGGAGAAAGGUUAUAAGUGAGCAUGGAGGUAUUGUGGAUGAUUGCUACUCAGAUCGCAUUACUCAUGUGCUUUGUGACACUCAGAGGACUGAAGUAUUUAGUCUGGCAAUAAAAGAUGGUAAGCGAUGUGUAACGGCCAACUGGUUGAAUGACUGUUUGAAAAUCAAACAGAUGAAACCAGCUUGGCGAGCCCUGCACUUCCCUGUCAUCAACUAUCCACUACAACCGCCACCAUGCAAAGACCAGGUAAUUUCCAUGUCAGGAUUCGAAGGGGGUGAGCGAAAUGAUGUCAAGACGUUAAUUGAAUUACUGGGUGCUAAAUACACAGGCUACUUCACCAGGGGCAACACACUACUUGUCUGUAACAGAAUGGAAGGAGCCAAGUAUGAGAAGGCCCAGGAGUGGCAGAUACCAGUCAUCAAUGUGCAGUGGUUGAAUGAUCUGGUGCUUGGUAACCAUGAAUCUAUCCGCAAUCUGAAUGCUGCAAGGUAUCAGGUUUAUGACCAGCCUGAUCCAUUUAAGAUUGACAAGUAUGGCCAUAUGUGUACAAAUCUGAUGGAUCCUUGGACCGUUCCGUUGAAGAUCUCACAUGCUGCUAAGAAGUUAUGCAAGGCAAUGCUUGGCAAGAAGUUCUUGUCCAACCUAGGACAGAAAGCGGGUCAACUGAUGAAGAGGAAAUGUGAACAAGGCUUUCCAGUUGCCAAGAGACAAAGGAAGAGUAGUGUGAGUGGUGAGGAUGAAUGGGAAGGGUCGCCUCUCAUGCUGGAUCCUGACAAGAUCCCACAUGUCAUGUUGACAGGCAUCGAUAGCCGAGCCAUUCCUGACCUUAUCAAGAAAUUGGAAAAGUUAGGAGGUCGUACGGCAGACACCAUGGCAUCUUGCACUCAUCUCAUUACUAAUAAAGUGACUCGCACUGUCAAGUUCCUGUCUGGAGUGUCUGUGUGUCGGUUCAUAGUUACUCCAAUGUGGAUUGAGGAGAGUUACAAGAGCAGAUGGUUUCUAGAUGAGAACAGUUUCUUAUUGAACGAUGUGGAAGCGGAGACUGCACUCUUGUUCAACCUGAAGGAGUCUAUGGCCAGAGCUAGUCAGAGAAAACUGCUCAAGGAUGUGACACUGUAUCUGACGCCGGGUGUGCAACCAGGUCCAGGACUCAUUCAUGAAAUCAUUGAGAUGGCUGGAGGUCGCUUACUGACGACACGUCCAUCAUUGGCUAAGAUUAGUGCCAUGCAAAGCACCAUGGGAGCCUCAGCGUUUGUUGUCAUUAGCUGUGAGAAUGAUCUGCCGUGGUGCCGGGAUUUCUUCCGGCAUAAAAUAGAUGUGCACAAUGCUGAGUUUAUAUUGACUGGUGUGCUAAGACAGCAGCUGGAUUUCACCUCAUUCAAAUUUUGCCCUCCAUGAAGGCCAGCUGUUGUGUCUAUCAUCGUGCCCAUGUGACAAGAACAUGCAGAUGAGAAAUGAGUGUAAGUCAUCAAAAUCAUGGAUAUGCAUUGUAGCGCACUGGAACUUUCUUCUUCAGUUUACGACACCUCAGCUUCAACUUCAGCAUGUUUGGGAGAUUUGUAACUCUCCAACUUGAGGGUCUCGAGCCCAGUAAUAUUCUGUAGCGUGUGCACCUGCUACUAAAUGUGCAGUGCACUCUGUCUUGGAUAUUGAGGCGUUGUGUGUAUAAAUUCCAUCCAGAACCUUGACUUUGUCUUCAGGAGUUUUCAGGGCCCUGACUUUGGAGACUCCAGGUCAAUAUCAAGACCAUGUUCUGCAUCAGGGACAUCCAAUCCUUUACUAUGAAGUCAACGUUUAUAAUAUUUCCAUUUGGUUCAGACAUUAAAGGCUUAAAAAGUAGUUCGGAAGUUAGGGAUGAAGCCAAAGCUGGGGAGGAAGUCAAGGUUUGGGAAAUGGCCUUAGAAACUGAAGUUGGGCUUAACUUGUGGGUGUUUAAUGUAAGAUAUGUUAAAGUAUUAUAUGUGUGUAUAUUUUAUCACAAUAAUUUUUCAUCUAAUUUUUUUAUUCAUAGAUCAUGCUUUUUCUAGACACAGUUUUACUACCUUGUUACUUUAGGAUUGUCAAUGGAUAUGUGUGACACCAAUCAAAUGGAUUGUUUGAAUAAUGUGAACAUUUUAACCCUUUAAAUACAACUGUACAUGUAUCAAGAAAGUCCUUAUUUGAACGAGUUCACUGAGUUAGCAUUUUCACAGAUUUUUAACAUUAAUAAUGUGCCCUUUAAAACAUGCAAUUUUCCACAGACCAGCUGAAUUCUUCAUCUUGAAUUCCCGUGCAUACCACACAAAUUGAGAGGAAAAGAGUGCAAAAAGUUCUUAUUCAGCUUGAAUGUCCUCAUUGCAGUGACUUCCCACCAUCAUCUGUGAGGAAUCUGGGCAAAUCCACUAACCAUCAUCUAGCCACUGAGGUGUCAGUCUCUGGUCCAAACAUCUGUGAAAAACUGGCAAUUUAAACAGCAGUAGUCCUUAUAAUGCUCCUUUGCUUGGAUUCUAGGUAGCUGUAAUAGCAAAUUCCAAGCUGAAUAAGAACUUGGGUCAUUAAUAAAAAUGUUGGAAAAUGCCCAACCGAAAGACUCUUGCCAACCCAAGUAAAUAUCCAUGUUACAGCCAGCACUAACCUUCCCACAGCCUCCCAAAUCCACUUGAUUCAAGAGGAGGUAGAGCAAAGCAUUAGCAUAUUGAUGCCACACGAUAGUUUACGUACACAAAAAUGUAUUGUCAUUAAUUUCCUGCAUGGGGGAUUUGGAAGGAUUCUUAGCAAUAAUGUUCAGGAAGGUAGGGUUAAUUAAGAUGUAUUCAUGGCAAAAUGAUACUUUCAGGAUUAAGUAAGGGUUAAGAUGUUCACUGUGAGGGGGAGGGAUGACGACACAAUUGAUAUGCUGUGAUGUGCACCUGAAAAAAAAAGGAAAUGACCAGCAAGUCAACAUACAUUUAAAGUUUCUUCCGAGUAUAUAUCCUUUAAUUUGUAUAUAUACAAAACAAGGUACAUGUACAUAUUGUAGUACUGUCGUUUUCUAAAACAUGAUUACCUUUACAAUUUCAUUUUUUUUAAAAAAUAAAUUUACACUUAAUUUGACCAAGUAUGUUUAGCAACUUAACUUUUAGGCUUCAUUGUCGCACAAUGUAACUACUGUGUGAAUAACCAAGGGCAAGUGGCAACAAUGAUGGACUCCUGUAAAGGACAGUAGAUGACCUUUGUCGCCUGUGCUCAAAUUACUGGAGGAUCAUACCCGAGAUCCCUUGUCACUGCUGUGGGGUUACUUGUAUUACGCUGUUAGAUUACGGUCAGACUUUGGAAGUUAUCCAGCCAUAGUUUAUAAUGUAAGUGCAAUUUUAAGUGCUUGUGACACUCAAAAUUGCUUGUGCUGGGUCGUUUUGUCCCUGCACUUUUCGUGUGGUAUUUUGUAAGAUACUCAAGUAACUCAGCAAUUGUCAAAUUUCACAUGGACAUUUUAUGGCUGCCAUUUACAUGUAGAGUUGAAACACUUCCACUCGUUUUUACUCCAAAUUUAUAGGAUAAUUACUUUAGUUAGAAGAUGAAUAAAAGUUUGUUUAAAAAAGAAA